Messenger RNA from Macrosiphum euphorbiae (potato aphid), 1191 nucleotides. The record is from the annotation of a GenBank genome assembly. Lineage: Eukaryota; Metazoa; Arthropoda; Insecta; Hemiptera; Aphididae.
AUGUUUUGUAUUCACAAAAAUUUGUUGUUACAAACAAUUGUUCGUCAAUAUAGUUCGUCGAAAAAAGAUGGGAAGCCCAUACGAAACUAUUUAAAACAAAACUCAAAAUUUUUGGAUUCGUUGAGAAUACAUGUGAAAGGUGGAAAUGGUGGUUUUGGUUUUCCCCGGUACGGUGGUGAGGGUGGUAAAGGAGGCGAUGUCUGCUUUGUAGCUACAGAAGGUAUGACACUGAAGGAUUUUUUGAAAAAAUAUCCACUGAAAAAAUUACGUGCAGAAAUGGGUGGUAAUAGUCAUUCUAGACGUAUUCUUGGUCAAAUCGGCGAAGACAAAAAAGUAAAUGUACCUACUGGCAUCACUGUUUAUGAUGAUAAAAAUGUGUUAAUUGGUGAAUUAAACGAGCCAGAUUCUGAAUUAAUAGUUGGCAAAGGUGGAGUUGGAGGCAACAACACAAAUGGAUAUAGUGGUUUAAAAGGGGAAAGCAAAUCUAUUAAACUUGAACUUAAAUUAAUUGCUGAUAUUGGUCUUGUUGGUUUUCCAAAUGCUGGAAAAUCUACAUUGCUGAAAGCUAUUUCUAAUGCUAAACCUAAAAUUGCUUCUUAUCCUUUCACAACCAUAAGACCCAAUAUUGGUGUUAUGACUUACGACGACUUGCGACAAAUAUCAAUGGCAGACUUACCAGGACUUAUAGAAGGAGCUCAUUGUAAUAUUGGAAUGGGACAUAGAUUUCUUAGACAUGUAGAGAGGACAAAAUUACUUCUCCUUGUUGUUGAUAUUAACGGUUUUCAAUUAAAUCCCAAGCAUAAGUUUCGGUCAUGUUUGGAUACAGUAGUUUUGCUAAAUAAAGAACUUGAGUUAUAUAAAGAAGAACUACUAGAUAAACCUGCUAUGUUAAUAAUUAACAAAAUGGACACUGAAGGUGCUAAUGAGAAAUAUUUAGAGAUCAAAAAUCAAUUAGAACAUUUAGAUGAUACAAUUAUGUCAUAUUCUGAUGAAAUAAAACCAUCUAAAGCUAUUAAGUUUGAUAAAAUUUUAAAGAUAUCAGCUAAAGAUCAACCAGAUGAUGUGCAACGAGUAAAAUCAAUGGUUCGUGAACUCUUAGAUAUCAAUGAAGAAUUAAACAAUAAUAUAGAAUACAAAUCUUUAAAAAAUAUCAAAGAACAACUAAUGGAACGUGGUCCUGUGCUGAUCUAA